AUGCUACUUCUUGGAACAAUUCCAACCUUCGAAGCCCAAACAAAUAUUGGAGUGAUUAAUUUUCACGAAUGGAUUGGAAAUUCAUGGGCAAUAUUAUUUUUUCAUCCAAAUGAUUUUACUCCAGUAUGUACAACUGAAUUAGCACGAGCAGUAAAAUUAAUGCCAGAAUUUCAACGACUUGGUGUUAAAGUAAUUGCAUUGUCAUGUAAUUCAAUCAUUAGAGUCAUUAAAUCUCUACAACUAACUGACAAGUACAAAGUUGCAACACCAGUUGAUUGGAAGAAAGGUGAUGAAGUCAUGGUUCAACCAACAGUCACUGACAAUCAAGCUAAAAAAUUAUACGCUGAUAAAUUGAAGAUCAUUCCAGUACCAUCUGGUAAACAGUACAUGAGAAUUGUUCCACAACCAGAAGACCCAUCAAUGUCAGCAAACUAA
Aphidius gifuensis is the source of this 435-nucleotide messenger RNA. RefSeq names its product 1-Cys peroxiredoxin-like. Gene Ontology annotation, molecular function: peroxiredoxin activity. Gene Ontology annotation, cellular component: cytosol; mitochondrion. Gene Ontology annotation, biological process: cell redox homeostasis. The record is from RefSeq and is a predicted model, not a curated record. Lineage: Eukaryota; Metazoa; Arthropoda; Insecta; Hymenoptera; Braconidae.